Messenger RNA from Drosophila bipectinata, 811 nucleotides. RefSeq names its product vacuolar protein sorting 20. Gene Ontology annotation, biological process: vesicle budding from membrane; late endosome to vacuole transport via multivesicular body sorting pathway. Gene Ontology annotation, cellular component: ESCRT III complex; multivesicular body. NCBI's taxonomy places the organism in Eukaryota, Metazoa, Arthropoda, Insecta, Diptera, Drosophilidae. The record is from RefSeq and is a predicted model, not a curated record.
AGGAACACUUUGCAACACGUCAGCUGGCUAUACUAAUUGAGUCAUGGGGGCUUUGUUUGGGAAAAGUAGCAAAAAAACGGCUCCUAGCCGAAUAACCGACCAGGACAAGGCGGUUUUACAACUCAAGCAGCAACGGGAUCGCCUGAAGCAGUACCAAAAACGCAUAGAACUGCAACUGGAAAAUGACAGACUGCUGGCCAGGAAGUGUCUCCAACAGGGUCGCAAGGACCGGGCCAAGUCUUUGCUGCGAAAGAAAAAGUACCAGGAAAGUCUCUUGACCAACGCGGACAAGCAGCUGGAGAACCUGGAGAAACUAGCCGCCGACCUGGAGUUUGCCCAAGUUGAGAUGAAGGUGCUGGAUGGCCUCAAGGCAGGCAAUGCAGCCCUGAAGAAGGUGCACGAUUUGCUGGACAUAAACGAGGUGGAACGCAUCAUGGACGAGACGCGAGAGGGAAUCGAAAAACAGCAAGAGAUCGACGCUAUACUGACGGAUGUGCUAACGGAGCAAGACGAGGAGGAUGUGCUGGCCGAAUUGGAUGCCCUCGAGGCCGAGGAGGACCAGCAGAAAACUGCACAACUGCCAGACGUGCCCACCGAAGAUUUGCCUGUUCCUGCGGAAAACGAACCCGAAACGUCGGAGGAGCCUGAAAGGACCAAAGCAAUAAGCAGCAAACCCAAAAAAGUCUUGGUCGAGGCCUAGAUAUAGCUAUACACACUUCUUAACUAAUGCCAUUUUUUAUAUGUAUAUAUAGCCUUUCAACUAAAUAUUUCGUUAAGUUCAAUGUGAAAUACAUAUUUUUAUAGACUGUAA